Molecule: messenger RNA, 2796 nt
Organism: Brachypodium distachyon (stiff brome)
Lineage: Eukaryota; Viridiplantae; Streptophyta; Magnoliopsida; Poales; Poaceae
Product: ATP-dependent zinc metalloprotease FTSH 5, mitochondrial
Exons: 7
Coding region: 308-2422 (704 amino acids)
Biological process (GO): proteolysis
Cellular component (GO): membrane; chloroplast thylakoid
Molecular function (GO): ATP-dependent peptidase activity; metalloendopeptidase activity; ATP hydrolysis activity
Source: RefSeq, a predicted model, not a curated record
AGGAAAAAAAAUCUGAACACCUAUUUGUCUUCCCUUGCCCUCCCUGCGCCGCGUGAGUGCGUGACGUGGUCCGUUUUCUCUCGCCGCUUCCUCCUGCUCGCCGCGGCGCACCUCGCCGCCGCCGAAUCCUCCUCCUCCGCGUUCCUGCCGUAGUUCCGGGUCCUCCGUUCCCACCGGUCCGUAAAUUUGCACCCCCAGCCCCCCCAAGGCCCAAACUCCAAUCCAAAUCCAAUCCUUCCGUGAGCCUGCCUGCUUGGGACUCGGGAUCUCGUCGGGAGAGGAGGCGGAGGCUUGACGAUUUGGGACCAUGGCGUGGCGGCGCGUCCUAUCCCAGGCUGCAAGGAAUCAGUCAGCAUACGCAAUCUAUAAUGAACUGGCAGCCCCCUCCCCUCUUAGGUCACUUAGAAGUAACAUCAGUGCAGGUGGCACACUCAGGAACUUACAUGAGAGGUAUUAUUCAAGCUAUUUUGGUAGCCUUUCACGCAGCGCACGAGACCUGGGCUCGCCAAGUGAAGCUUCUCUGUUAAAAGAGAUAUACAGAAGUGACCCAGAGCGUGUCAUACAGAUAUUUGAAGGCCAGCCUUCAUUGCAUUCUAAUCCUUCAGCACUCUCUGAGUAUGUAAAAGCUCUCGUAAAGGUCGAUAGGCUGGAUGAAAGCAUCUUGCUAAAAACAUUGCAAAGAGGUGUUGCUGCUUCAGAAAGGGCGGAAGGAAGCCUUAGUAGUGUGCCAGCAUUAAAGAGUGCUGGUCAAGUGACAAAAGAUGGGAUUAUUGGCACCGCGAAUGCGCCUAUUCACAUGGUUACAGCAGAAACAGGUCAAUUUAAGGAACAGCUUUGGCGUACCUUCCGAAGCAUUGCACUAACUUUCCUUUUAAUUUCGGGCAUCGGGGCUCUCAUUGAGGAUAGAGGAAUCAGCAAAGGCCUCGGUCUAAAUGAAGAGGUUCAACCAAGCAUGGAAUCUAGUACGAAAUUUAGUGAUGUAAAAGGUGUUGAUGAAGCCAAAGCUGAACUUGAGGAAAUAGUUCACUACCUUCGAGAUCCGAAGCGUUUUACACGUCUUGGAGGAAAACUGCCAAAAGGUGUACUGCUUGUUGGCCCUCCUGGCACUGGGAAGACCAUGUUAGCAAGGGCUAUUGCUGGGGAAGCAAGUGUUCCUUUUUUCUCAUGCAGUGGUAGUGAGUUUGAGGAGAUGUUUGUAGGUGUUGGAGCUAGAAGAGUGAGGGAUCUUUUUGCUGCAGCAAAAAAACGAUCGCCUUGUAUCAUAUUCAUGGAUGAAAUUGAUGCUAUUGGUGGGAGUAGAAAUCCAAAGGAUCAACAGUAUAUGAAGAUGACAUUGAAUCAGUUGCUUGUUGAGCUGGAUGGCUUUAAACAGAAUGAGGGGAUAAUUGUCAUUGCUGCAACUAACUUCCCCGAGUCAUUAGAUAAAGCACUUGUCAGACCUGGGCGCUUUGACCGUCAUAUUGUUGUUCCUAAUCCAGAUGUUGAGGGUCGACGACAAAUCUUGGAGUCUCACAUGUCAAAGGUCUUGAAGAGUGAUGAUGUGGAUUUAAUGAUCAUUGCCAGGGGGACGCCAGGAUUUUCAGGUGCUGACCUUGCUAACUUGGUGAAUGUGGCUGCUCUUAAGGCCGCCAUGGAUGGGGCCAAAUCUGUUACAAUGAAUGAUCUGGAGUAUGCCAAGGACCGGAUCAUGAUGGGUAGCGAGCGCAAGUCAGCAGUUAUCUCUGAUGAGUGCAGGAAACUGACAGCAUACCACGAGGGAGGGCAUGCGCUUGUUGCUAUGCACACCGAUGGUGCUCACCCUGUCCACAAAGCUACCAUCGUGCCCAGGGGGAUGUCCCUUGGGAUGGUGGCUCAACUCCCUGAAAAAGACGAGACUAGUGUGUCACGGAAACAGAUGCUUGCAAGAUUGGAUGUCUGUAUGGGAGGACGGGUGGCAGAGGAGAUUAUAUUUGGGGAUAGUGAGGUGACAUCUGGUGCUUCAUCUGAUUUCCAGCAAGCAACUUCGAUGGCAAGAGCAAUGGUUACUAAAUAUGGUAUGAGCAAGCAGGUUGGUCUUGUUUCAUACAACUAUGAAGACGAUGGAAAGACCAUGAGCUCAGAAACAAGGCUUCUAAUUGAGGAGGAGGUGAAGAGUUUCUUGGAGAAGGCAUACAAUAAUGCAAAGACUAUCCUCACAAAACACAACAAGGAGCUCCAUGUUCUUGCCAAUGCGCUUCUUGAGCACGAGACCCUCAGCGGUGCCCAAAUAAAGAAAAUAUUGGCCCAGGUAAAUAACAAACAGCCACAGGAGCAUGCUAUUGAAGCUCCACAGAAGACACAAACUUCACCCUCAUCUCCAGCUGCAGCAGCUGCUGCUGCCGCUGCAGCGGCAGCACAACAAGCGGCAGCGAAAGCCCAGGGAGUCGCUGGUAUCGGUUCUUAGCACAUGGGACGCCCACUGGUUUGCAUUGUGUAUAUUCACCAAAUUAGCAGGUUGUUUCCAUCAAUUGACAGCUGAUGAGGAUCAUGAAGAAUAUGCAAUGCUGUUGCAUCAAUAUGAACGUCGUAUUGACCGUAUGUAAGUUAGUAUUGAUGUUCCUCGGGGGACGAAAAGAAAACACAUGGAAGAAAAUCUGCACAUUGUAGCAAGUGCAUGUAGCAAGUGCAUGUAGCAAAUGCUUGAAAAUGAGUUCUGUACUCACAUGCCGAACGAGUUGUGUUGUUUACAACUUUACAUGGUAAUAAUUUUGACUUUUAAAGUCUGCCUUGUAUUUUGUAUGAGUAACAAUAAAGCGUGCUCUGCUCUGCAUUCUGAUA